This is a messenger RNA of Cydia strobilella, 1951 nucleotides long. RefSeq names its product zinc finger and BTB domain-containing protein 41-like. Gene Ontology annotation, biological process: regulation of transcription by RNA polymerase II. Gene Ontology annotation, molecular function: DNA-binding transcription factor activity, RNA polymerase II-specific; zinc ion binding; RNA polymerase II transcription regulatory region sequence-specific DNA binding. The transcript is spliced from 6 exons. The record is from RefSeq and is a predicted model, not a curated record. NCBI's taxonomy places the organism in Eukaryota, Metazoa, Arthropoda, Insecta, Lepidoptera, Tortricidae. The coding region runs from base 194 to 1951 and encodes 585 amino acids. Gene Ontology annotation, cellular component: nucleus.
GAUUGGCUAGUCGAGGCGGAAUAAAUAAACUUGAAUAUUGUAUUUUAAAGUGUCUCAAUUCAUUUAAGAUUUCUAAAUUAAAUAAUAUUUCCUCCCGCACCUGUGUCGUGAAUGUAAAAAAAAUAAUAGGUUGAUUUCAAGAAGUAAUUUGGCAUCAAUGUUUGUUUGCAAAACAAAGUAAAGUCACAUUGCAAUGUGUGACAUUAAACUAGACUACGAAGAUCCAGAAAUAUGUCGUGGCUGUCUCAGCUCAGACAGGAAGCUUGCUCCUGUGGCUUCGGGCGACCUGUACUUUUCUCUUUUGACAGAAGACCAAAAACUGGAAGCAUUAACCAUACCGCAGAUAGCUCUGUGUUGGGAGUGUAUGGCUCUGCUGAACAGGACGCGCAGGUUUCAGGCGCAAGUUCAAAACUCACACACAAUUUUGCAAGAAUGCUUACAACUUUCACCAACAAAACCUACUCUUUCUUCACUUACGGUCCAUCACAAAUUUGAAUAUGACGCUGUUCUUGAAGAAGGCAAACCAUCUGAACAACCAUUAGUUUUCGAUGAACCAACUAUAAAGGAUGAUAAAAUAAAAGUUAUCAUACCCACAAAAUACAAAACUACAGUUACAACAAACAAUGUAGAAAAUGUUAAAAGUUUCAAAUAUGUUAUAAAUGAUCUUUUAAAGAAUGUUAAAAUUGAUAAAGAUGCUGAUACUGAACAUCCCAGUAAUGACAGCGAUGAUGGUAAAGAUGAUGAGAAUUUUGAAACUGAUGAUAGAAAUUAUAGUUUAUCUGACGAAAUGUCAGAUAGCGAAGAUGAUUCUCUAAACAAAAUACCAAAAGCUGCUAAGAAUACUAAGAAUAGUUUACCAAUAGUAAAACCAAAACAAAAUGAUGUAACCAUUACAAAAAAAGUCACUAAACCCCGAAAAGUGGACACAAAGAAAAUAGAAGUUCCUUUGAUUAAAACUCCUGCAAUGCUAAAAUUGGAAAUGGAGUUAAAAAAGCACAUGAGUAUCAUAAAGGUUGCACCAAAGGAGGCAUCAAUAAACUCGCAAAGGAAAUGUGAUGAAAAAAAAGUGAUUGAUGAUAAAAAUAUUCGUAAAUCAGAUCCUGAUGAAGACGAGCCAAAAAGAAAAAAACAAAAACAGUCAGAGUUAGAUCCAGAUUUUAAUGUAGAGGAUGAUGAAGAUUCUGCUACUGAUGAUAGUGAAGAAUUUAAACCAAUUGGCAUAAAAAAUGUCUGUGUAGACGAUGACAAAACAGAGAAACAACGUAAAUUUAGGAAAACAAUUACACAUUAUAAAAAUAUGGCACAGGUUUCCUCGUAUUUUACAGAAAUUGAAAUGAGUGAACAAGAAAUAAGGAGCGCAUUAGAAAAAGAUGAUACAAUCGUUAGAGAAAAGAAACCUCUAAAAUGUAGCAUAUGUGGAUUGAUGUUUAGGCACAGAAGAGCCUUAACGCGACACGGGUUGGCUUAUCAUAAAAACAAAUAUCCUGGCGAAUACAAAAAAGGAUGUUGGUACAAUCCACCACCAGUUUAUCCUGAGAAGUAUCUCUGGCGCUGCUACGUUUGCGCCAGAAUGAUGCGGAGGGAGCACAUAGUCGCUCAUAUGGAUACGUACCACAGGACUCAGUAUUUCUGCAAUGGAGAUGGGUGUGAAUGGUGUGUGAGGCCUUUUUGGGAAAAGGAAGAUUUUGACCAGCACUGGGAAGAUAUUCAUAAGCAGGUUAUAUGUGACUACUGUGAAAAAUACAAGAAGAACAAAAAUAGCCUGGAGAAGCAUAUGCAAAAAUCCCACGCCACGCUAGUGAAAUACGUCAUCCCUCAAUGCAAGAAGUGCUUAAAGACGUAUUCCUCGCGCAAAGCUUUGAAGCAUCACAUAUUAUACAUACACGAGAAGUAUGAGGCACGUAAAUUUUAUAGAAAUGGAACGAUUACUUCCGCUAAAGUCAAUAAAUAA